AUGGGCUUUUUAUCUGAUAAACCUUACACGGCCGUUACAGCAACGAUUGACCGCUUAACAUCUCAGAAUUACCCUGAAGAUGAUGUUGCAGAGAUUGUUGAGCUUGUUGAAAUUAUUAGCAUUCAGUCUACUGGACCAACGGAGGCUGCACGUGCUAUUCGCAAAAAAUUAAAAUACGGCAAUGUUCAUGAGCAACUUCGAGCUCUUAUUUUACUUGAUGCACUGAUUCAAAAUGGCGGCAAAUCAUUGACCCCACUGUACUGUGAUGAGUACCUGCUAGAACGGCUGCGGUUGCUCGUGACUGAUCAGUCAACUCCAAAGAAAGUCAAGGUGCGAGCACAAGGCAUGUUUGCUGUGUGGGCACAAGAUUUGCGUGGACGGCGCGAAUGUGAGCGGCUAGUGGCUUUACACAAGCAAGUUCCCAUGAGAGUGCGCAAACCACGACCACAACCUAAGUAUCUAUCAAACGAUCCUCGGGAUCUUGAGGAGGAUUAUGGAGAUGAGGAAGAGGAGCGGGAUGCAAGAAGACGUGGAGAGACUUAUGAUAGAAAUGGGAAGGACAAUGAUUAUAAUAAUAAUAAUAAUAAUAACGAUGAUAACGAUGAUAAUGAUGAUGAUAGAAGCUAUGGGUCGUCUUCUUCAUCUUUGCGGGCACCUCCGAUUCCACCGAGCUCUUCAAAGCCUAAACCUGUUUCUCAUACCACAUCCCACCAUUCUCAGUCUAAGAAGCAAACUGUGAGAAAAAUCAAUUUGACGACUGAGCGGCCUAAGAUUCAAAAAGUUCUUGCUGAGUCUGGAUCUGCAGCAACCAACCUGAAUAAUGCAUUGCAGUUGAUCAAUUGGGAGAAGGAGCUUUCGACUCAGAAUCCGAAGGCAACGGAAUGCUUUAACAAGUGCCGUGCAUUGCGUAAGCAUGUUUUGAGAUACAUUCACUCGAUUGAAAGUGAGGAAUUUAUUGGCCCGCUGAUUCAUGCCAAUGAUGAGCUUGUUGGGGCACUGCAGGAAUAUGAUAAGAUGAGUCGACCAGCAGAUUAUGAUUCAGAUUCAGAUGGGUCUGCGGAUAGUGAUUAUGAGGAAGAUGACUGGAAGGUGGAGAGCGAUAGAAUGGCUCGGAUGAAUUUGAAAGAGGGAGGUGGAGGUGGCGGUAGCUCUAGCAGUGGCGGGGGUCAUAGUAGCAAGGGUAAGAGCCGUAGACCUGCUGAUGAAGAUGAGGAGGACCCCUUUGGAGAUUCGCAUGCCAUUUAA
Magnusiomyces paraingens is the source of this 1245-nucleotide messenger RNA. RefSeq lists its product as uncharacterized. Lineage: Eukaryota; Fungi; Ascomycota; Dipodascomycetes; Dipodascales; Dipodascaceae. Gene Ontology annotation, cellular component: actin cortical patch. The transcript is spliced from 3 exons. Bases 1 to 1245 code for a protein of 414 amino acids. The record is from RefSeq and is a predicted model, not a curated record. Gene Ontology annotation, biological process: actin filament organization; endocytosis; actin cortical patch localization. Gene Ontology annotation, molecular function: phosphatidylinositol binding; ubiquitin binding.